AUCUAGUACGAUUCUAUGAUUCAUGAUAUUCAAUUUCUGAAAUUGAAGCCUCUUAGCAUUCUGAGAUUGCUUAAGAAAAUUGCAGUUUGAGUGGCUGCUGUAAACGAGAAUCCCUCAAAGAAGCAGGACAAGAUGUCGCACAAUGAUUUUGAUCGAGUAGCAGCGCACCUGUCUCCAUUCAUGUAUGCUAAUAUCAUUAUAUAGUGGAUGUUUUCUGAAUUGAAGCGUUAACAAAAUAGGUGCCAGAAAACUAUUCGGAGGUUACCGAAUAACACCAAGAUACUGCAAACCAUCCAGGAAAGCCGCAGAACCAUUGGGAGGUCCAUCAGUAUGUAUGUUCAACCAUGAAUGCACGAGUAGGAGAGGCCAAGUUGUGGGAGCCUGUAUGGAUGGAUUCCUUUUUGGAGCAUGCUGUGAACUACCGAAAGAUAUAUCAGUUGGAGAAUUCAUUGAUGAAGAUAUAGUAUCCGUAGGAGUAAUAGAUAAUGACAUAUUGAAUAAUCGACCGACAAUCAGACCUCAAACUACUCCAAUUGACAUUACAUCUCUGGGGGUAUCUCAAAUAACUAAUAGCUUACUGAAUCCCGAAAUACUACCUACUGCCGAAGACAACGAAGUCAUUCAAGUCAGUAAUGAUCAGUAUUUCACCACUACCGGCGUCACUCAUCCAGAAACACCAGACACCAUUAUUUUGAACCAACAUGAUAAUGACAUCGAUCCAGGUUAUUUCCAUCCAACUAGUCGUCCGAACAUAAAUGACAAAACUACCAUGAGAACAGAACAACCCAACUUGCCGAUACUAGGUAUCUCAAUAUCGAAUGCUCCUAUAGAGUACACAACGACCAGUUUUAGUUUACCUAUGUUCAGACCUAAACCAUCAAGCACUGGCAAUGACAAUUAUGUAAGGGUGCCAACGGUAACGCACGAACCCACAAAACCUAAUAAGAACCCAGACUUCAACUCAAUCGUGAACAUUAUGCAUUUAUUGAAUAGUACAUCUGUAUACGGCUCAUCAACGAUGAGGCCAGCUGAGAUAACCAAACCGCCUUCCACUUCAUAUGUUUUCAGCACUACAUUACCACCUCGUAGAACUCAAUCAACGACAAGAAAAAAAACUACAAAAAAACCUAAACCGACAAACAGGCCUACUUCUACCCAUCGCUACCCAUCUCCGACAAAGUCGACAAUGGCUAAUUCACCAACAGCUUUUAUCACUUCUUCAAAACCACCUUCAACAUCGUACAUUCACAGUUCGAGCCCUACAAGGCGACCACCUACUACAUUGAAUAGUCAUAUAGUUGGACCAAGCUUCAGUGUAACUAAUCCUAGCAGUACCUAUCCCACACCUGCUCCUACUAUCAUAGUUUUGGGUCCAAUCAGUGAGGAAACCACAGAAAGGCCUAGGCCAACAUCAUACGACAAGUAUCCUUCUACACUUACCCGACCAACUGCCCUUCCGCAAAGAAAACCAGUCAACCACGUGACCAUCAACAACCAUAUAACCCAGAAUAUCUAUAGUACAAGCGAGAGACCUUCCCCGACAAUCUUGAUAACUCCUAAGCCGAGUAUAUCAACUUCUGUGAAACCUCAAGAUGAUGAUACAGUAGAAGUUGGUGCAACUGGUCCUUCUCCAGAUGAUAUGAUCAACUUUCCUCCUGUUAGAAAUCCCAAUUUGAAUAUGUCAUAUAUUCCCAAUAUGAAUGAAAAUGAUAUUACAACGCCAAUUUUCAUCGAGGAUGAUGCACUGAAUGCCAAUGUGGAAUCUUUCGUCAACAAAAUCAUCGAAGGUUUGCAGGAACCAUUUCAAGGAUUGAAAGAUGUUGUUUAUAACAAAAAGAAUAUGACGGUUUUGUCAGUUGGAACAACCACAAUCAAGCCAGUGAAGAAACAGGGUACGUCAUCCAAAAAACCUCAGGUAGUUUCUAGUAAGCCGGUUGUUACAUCUAAUAUUCGCACCAGUACUACUUCAAGACCAGGAAACACGUCAAGGAAACCAGCCACGAGAAGGACAACCACAACGAUACCUACUAGAAAACAGCCUACUACGACGAAGAGGAAAGUUACUAAGAAGCCAGUUACAACAACGCAGUCUCUCAUAGAACAUACAACGGAAGCUGCGGCCAUUGAUAGUGAAGACUAUCGCACAGAGUGUGGUGUCCGGCCUCUAAUGAGAAGCGCCAAGAUCGUAGGCGGCAAAGGCGCUACCUUCGGAGAAUUCCCCUGGCAGGUGCUCGUCAGAGAGUCCACUUGGCUGGGUCUUUUCACCAAGAACAAGUGCGGUGGCGUCCUCAUCAGCCACAAGUACGUUAUGACGGCCGCCCAUUGCCAGCCGGGCUUCCUGGCCUCUCUGGUAGCAGUCUUCGGCGAGUUCGACAUCUCUGGGGACCUGGAGAAGAAGCGGCCGCUGAGCAGGAACGUGAAGAGGGUGAUUGUGCAUAGACAGUACGACGCGCAGACGUUCGAGAACGAUCUGGCGCUGUUGGAGCUGGAGCAGCCGAUUCAUGAAUCGUUUGCAACCGUCAAAACUCACAAACACGGCAUAGAAAUUCCUGUGUGUUUACCAAGAGACCAAGAAGACUUCACGGGUAGGAUGGCAACAGUGACUGGAUGGGGCAGACUGAAGUAUGGUGGAGGUGUCCCAUCGAUUCUCCAAGAAGUUCAAGUUCCUAUAAUGGAGAACCACGUGUGUCAGGAAAUGUUCAGAACGGCUGGACACUCGAAGGUCAUUUUGGAAUCCUUCUUAUGUGCUGGAUAUGCGAAUGGACAAAAGGAUUCGUGUGAAGGUGAUUCAGGAGGUCCCUUAGUUCUUCAGCGACCAGAUGGAAGGUACCAAUUGGCAGGUACGGUAUCUCAUGGUAUCAAAUGCGCCGCACCCUACCUUCCAGGAGUCUACAUGAGGACGCAGUUCUUCAAACCUUGGAUUACCUCGAUAACGGGGGUGACAGCGCCGUAAAACAGCGGAAUGUUUUAGCGUAAUCAUGGAAAUGAAACUACGAAAUUUUUAUUGCAAAAAAUCAGUGAGCUUUUUCGAAACAAAUUGUUUCAAAGAAAACAUUAAUUCAGUCCUUCUUUUCUUCGAGUUGAGACUUAUAAUUUCGUGUUGUAUUGACUCAUCCGUUGCCUGAUGAAAUUCCAAAGUGAAUAUAAAGAUCUCCACGAAUCAUUUUUCCACACACAGUGGAUUCUUUAAGUGGAAUCAAUAAAUUGAGUGUUAGCAAAACAUAUACCAAAAUAUUUCGUUUUGAAUUGACUCGGUCGUUACUUGACGGAAAUCCAUAGCAAAUGUAAAAACUUCACAAACAAUGAGAUUCCCACAAUUUUUUUUCAAGCACACGACACCGUAACUUCGUCAGGUGAUAUACUGGUACGAUGAACUAAACUAACCUUGGCUUGCUUAUUUAUCCUACUUUCCCUACCUUAGGGAUUAGUUACCUGUAAAUAAAUUCGAUGAACUUUCAUUUUCGGAAAUUCGGCACAAUAUCUACAUCAAAAUACGGUGUACCAGACUUACUUGAAAGAAUUGAUAGCAAAUACAUAUUAAUACCUACUAAGAAAACAAAUUCAACAGUGGUGAACUAUUGAGGUCUAAUUGAUCGUUAAGUAAAAUUCCAGAAAUUUUCAGUUUUUUGAUUUCUAAUGAUUCAAAAUGAUUGAGUUUCAUUGCUUCAUUUUCUACGUGUAGAAUUUCGAAAUUAUGAUCGAAACAAUGGUUUUCUUCUAAUACAUGGUUGGCGUAUAAUGAAUUUGUUUCUUUUUUUUUCACUACUACUACUGUGUUAGCGAAAUAUGUCGUGUGUUUGAGAGAAAAAUGUGAAAAUCUUAUCGUUUGUGAAGUUUUUACAUAUACAAGAAUUGAUUCGAUAGAAAAGCGCACAUUGUAAGUAAGAGAACCAAUUCUAACUGAGAAUAAUCUAUUCCAAAUUGGAUCGAGUUUUUGUCGAUUCAACAGGUUCACAUUGAAAAUGGUCAAUUUUGAAUCAAAGUCAUUACAUUCAGAUUACGUAGCAUUUCAGUUCAUGGAAUAGAACACAAGAGUUUUGAUGCGUUCAUAUUGAUACAUUGAUAUUGAUGCGAUAGUUUUCGUAAAAUGAAUAGCAGCGUGUCUAUACUCAAUUACUCAACCCAGAUAUUCCUGAGACAUUGUUUUUAAUAUGUAGUAUUUCAUUACCACACUACAUUCAGGGCACUCAGAUGACAAUAUCUAUGGAAAAAAAUCGCAUGAGAAAUAUUAUUUCUCAUCGAAUAAUAUUCUAUUGUACUAUUAAAAGAUAUUUGUUGCAACAUCUAAAUUCUCUCAGCAUAAAGAUAAAAACACUAUUUGACGCUUGAUACGAUAUCACAUUUCGUGUACAAACUGAUGUAACCUCCUCCUUGCACAGGCAGUAUUUUCUUUGAGUAUCGUUGAAACUAAUCAAAUAAUGAAGUGUCAUGCAAAUUUGCUGAAAAGAAGAAUUACUGCUAGUGCUCUUGUGAGUUUCUAAUCAACUCACGUUGAGCAUGACUGGAAAUAUUUAAUAUAUCUCAUAUUCUCUGCAAUUCUUCGUUACAUACCAUUCGGAACUCCUCAUGAGAUAUCAAAUGUUUUCGUUGAAUUGAUAAUGAAGAAGUUUUCCAUAAUAUGUAACUCACGUAUAAACACGCUGUAUAUACAGGGUGUUUAUACGGUUCCUAACUGCAGGUGGUGAAUCGUUAGGUCAUUUAAGGAAGACAAUUUCUUUUUAACAUAUGACCGGAGUUGCUUCGUUUCUGAGAUACAGGACGUUGAAACCGAAAUAAAAAGGUAAUUAUAAAAUAUCAUGAAUAUCCUGGAACCGAUUUGGUUGAAAUAUAUGAUUCUUUCAUUUGAACUCUUGAGGCGCUUAUUUAGCCCUAUUUGGAUUGGAAUUAUUAUGGCCAGUGGCGUCUCAGUGGGCACCACAGCCAACAAUAUUGUUAAAAAAUGUACACCACUGACUUUUUCUGGUGGAUUUUGAUUUUUUUCAGAUUGAGCAAUCCAGCAUUCAACUUUUUGGUUCCAUGUAUUCU
Molecule: messenger RNA, 5025 nt
Organism: Phaedon cochleariae (mustard beetle)
Lineage: Eukaryota; Metazoa; Arthropoda; Insecta; Coleoptera; Chrysomelidae
Source: the annotation of a GenBank genome assembly